UUGCACGGCCAUUUUUGAGUUCGGAUUCUCGGAAACGUUGAACUAACUUGGAUCAGCGGUGCUCGACUUUAAACAGUGAAGUAUUAACGGCGAGAUUACCGUCAGCUGUGCGACAACAGACAUGCGUCUUUACCAAACCACGCGUUUAAAAUACAUCUGCACUGGAAAUAUAACAGUGUGUAGAGCUACGGAAGGUAACAAGGCAGUGGGGGUUGGUUCAAGAUGCUUGUUUGGUGUGAAGUUUUCUUGCACAGCUGUAUCUAGACCGUAUUACUCGCUAAAGGGAAAGAUAAACACCUGGUAUCGGUGUAAAUCGCCGGUGCGCACGCCAAAUACCGGUUAUAACACACACCAGAAACAUUUCAGUCGUGUGUUUUCAUCCAAACACGCAUAUGAGGACGCUUUUGGUCAGGCAAGGGAUAAACCUGAAAAGUUUUGGAGUGAAGCGGCACAUGGCCUCAGCUGGUUUGAACAUUGGACCCAAACUUUGGAUAACACGGAUACAGUGUUUCCAAAAUGGUUUGUUGGAGGAAAGCUAAACAUAUGUUAUAAUGCUGUGGAUCGGCAUGUGGAGAAUGGGAGAGGUGAUCAGGCAGCUGUCAUCUAUGACAGUCCCGUUACCAGCACUAAACAGAUACUCACAUACAGAGAAAUGCAAGAGCAGGUGUCCAGGUUGGCGGGUGUGCUGGUGAGGCAUGGUGUGAAGAUGGGCGAUCUGGUGGUGAUCUAUAUGCCCAUGGUGCCUCAGGCUAUGUUCACCAUGCUGGCAUGUGCCCGUAUCGGUGCCACACACAGCCUUAUCUUUGGGGGAUUUGCCUCUAAAGAGCUUUCCAUCCGUAUUGACCAUGCUAAGCCCAAGUUGCUGGUGACCGCAUCUUUUGGCAUCGAGCCGGGCAGGAGAGUGGAGUACAUUCCCCUGGUGGACAAAGCUCUGGAGCUUAGCAGCCACAAACCACACAAAGUCCUCAUCUACAGCCGUCCCUGCAUGGAAAAGGUUUCCAUGCAUCCUGACAUAAGUCUGGACUGGGAGGAGGAAAUGGCUACUGCUCUCCCUCAUGACUGUGUCCCCGUCCCCGCUCAUCACCCGCUGUAUGUCCUCUACACUUCUGGUACCACUGGCACUCCUAAGGGUGUAGUCCGAGAUACGGGCGGAUAUGCCGUGAUGUUAAACUGGACCAUGUCUAAUGUUUACGGACUGGCUCCUGGUGAGGUUUGGUGGGCUGCAUCUGACCUCGGCUGGGUGGUGGGCCACUCAUAUAUCUGCUACGCUCCCCUUCUACAUGGCAACUCCACCGUGCUUUAUGAGGGUAAACCGGUGGGAACUCCGGACCCCGGGGCAUUUUUCCGUGUGAUGUCGGAGCACGGCACAACUUCCAUGUUUACAGCUCCCACUGCUAUCAGAGCCAUUCGCCAGCAAGACCCUCAGGCAGAACACGGGAAACGGUACCAGCUCAAUAGGUUGAGGAGUUUGUUUGUUGCAGGAGAACGCUGUGAUAUAGAGACCCUUGAAUGGGCCAAGAGGAGUUUUGGAGUGCCAGUGCUGGAUCACUGGUGGCAAACUGAAAGUGGCUCGGCCAUCACUGCCUCAUGUAUCGGUCUUGGUUGCUCACUCACUCCUCCUGCUGGUACAGCAGGAAAACCUGUACCUGGAUACAAUGUGACAGUGAUUGAUGAUGAAAUGCAGCUGGUGAAACCAAGGACUCUGGGUAAUAUUGUUGUAAAGCUUCCUCUUCCUCCUGGAGCUGCUCUCAGUCUCUGGCAGAAUCAGAAGCUUUUUAAGGAGCUGUACUUCACCAAGUUCCCUGGCUACUAUGACACCAUGGACGCAGGUUUUUUGGACUUGGAGGGCUUCUUGUACAUAAUGUCACGGUCUGAUGAUGUCAUCAAUGUCGCUGGUCACAGGUUAUCCACUGGUGCCCUUGAAGAGUCUGUCCUGCAGCACCCUUCAGUAGUGGAUUGUGCAGUGGUGGGACUGGAGGACUCCCUAAAGGGACACAUUCCUCUGGCAUUAUGUGUGCUCCGAAACAACUGUCAGAAGAGUGAAGAUUUGUUGGUGAAUGAGAUCGUGAGUUUGGUACGGGAAUCCAUCGGGCCGGUGGCGGCUUUCAGGAAGGUACUCUUUGUCAAAGUUCUUCCCAAAACCCGCUCAGGAAAAAUUCCACGAUCAUCUCUUGCUAACCUGGUCAACUCUAGGCCUUAUAAGAUCACUCCCACCAUUGAAGAUCCUGAGGUCUUUAAGGACAUUGAGAAGAUGGUGCGAGUAACACUUAAAGGACCUGGUAAAUAAUUCAUCAUGAGAUGUGGACAAAUGCACGCACGCCAGCUUUCCCUCCAACAUCUGACACUGUUAAACUGUGAAACUCGUUAUGCGUAUAGAAUCUAAUCAUGGUAUCCAAUAGGUAGUAUAGCAGUAAUAAUCUCUUGAAUCAGUAGGAGUGAUACUUGCAAUAGUAUCAUCUCAAUGGCUUGCCCAAAUACAACUACCUGUUGACUUAAAGGAAAAAUCUUGAGAUAACGCUCUUUGGAUGAGUAUGAAAGUGAGAAUAUCACAAAAAUGUUAUAUUUUACCCCAAAUUUAAAUGUAAUAUCUAACUUUAGGGCCAUAAAGAUUUGUUCACAUUUUAAAAUCAAUUCUCAUUACCAUUCUCAUGUUUUAGGUGGAAAAAAGUUAAACUUAACAAGAUGAGAAAAUUAAUGGUCGUAAAAGUAGCCUUAUUUUUGAUUUAUUUCCAAUUUUGGAAAAUGACUUGGACAUGUUUUUUGGUAGGGUUCGUGAAAGUCACCCAAAUAUGUGUUUUAUUUGCAACCCAUGAACUUAAACUAUAAAGCUGUCAACUUGAAGAAAUUGUUUUGUAAAACAUUUUGACAAUUAUUUUUAUAAACAAAAUCUAUUAGACUGUACUUUUUUUAUUGACAAUGAAAAGAUCUUUGAUCACCACAUAGUUUUGACCAAAAUACAAUCAUUAAUAAAAAUAAAAAAAUGGACACAAAAUCAGAAUAUUCUCGUGCAUGCAAAACAGGGAUGUAUAACUGUUGAAAAUUGUGUCAGAAAUAACUCAAAGACAGGAAGUCAAGAUUUCCCCUGCAACCUCGACAGAAACAGAGUUUGAAAACAGUUUUACACCAAAGUCACAGCAGGCAACAGGUUUGUCUUUUAAAAAGUUUAAUCUGGAUUUCAAGUUGAUAUACACUCUAAAUUCACUAUGAGCUAAGCCUGUCUUUUAGUUAUUUCUCCUACAAGAGUCUGUUGAGGCUAGCUGAUUGGUUGAUGGGUGGUCAGGUGUUCAGUGAAUGACAUCAGAUGUGCCAUCACGCAGAGUGUUGAGUAGAGUGAGUAGUCCAUGUCAUAGUGGCGAUGACACACACUGUGCUUUUCUGAGACAUUUGUUUUACCCACAACAGGUGACAAUUUGAUCUAAAAUGGUGUUAUACUUUCAUUCUUGCCAAACAAUAACAUCUGUGAUUAGAUGCUUUAAAGUCAACAUGAAUUCAACAUUUACUUUCAGUAAGUGUUCUGUAACUUGCUCCACCUAAAAUGACUUUUUGUUUCAUGUAAGGUCAUAAACUGUUUAAGCAAAAACCGAUUGGUUCACAGAUUUCUACCCAUUAUUCAGAUUUUGCAUGUAAAACCCUUUAUCAGCAUUCUUGCAGGCUUGUACAAUGUGCACAAAUGUUUUGACGUCAAAAGCAGAGAAUAACCCGAUUAUUUCAGCUCACAUGUAAAUGCACUCACUGUUGUAGCUAGUUAAGCAUUGAGGGCAUUUACAUUCUUUUUAAGUGUAAAGUCAUGUAAAUAAGACUUAAACUGUUUUCCUUCAUCACGGUGAGGACAUUUUUGCCCAUUACCCCAAUUUUGUAUUGAAUGUAAACCUUAACUCUUACUGCUUUAAAGGCGCCCACACUAGGCUUUGAGCACGCAAUAUUUUUCGGACAACGCAACGGACCAUGAUAUGAUUUCAUCACACAAAUAUUAUUAUAUUAAAAAUGUUAAAAUCUUCUGUCGUCUCACUUUCCUGCAACAAUAAACCCUGUAUUCUUUGUAUUAAACCAAAAGUUCAGUGUGUGACAUUUCAAACUUCUAUUGGUCUCGCAUCCUCUCAUCAUACGGAUUAGUAGAUCAGAGUUCACCAAACUUGAACUUACGCAGCAUAGUACU
Xyrauchen texanus (razorback sucker) is the source of this 4156-nucleotide messenger RNA. RefSeq names its product acyl-CoA synthetase short chain family member 3 (gene acss3). The coding region runs from base 122 to 2287 and encodes 721 amino acids. The transcript is spliced from 16 exons. NCBI's taxonomy places the organism in Eukaryota, Metazoa, Chordata, Actinopteri, Cypriniformes, Catostomidae. The record is from RefSeq and is a predicted model, not a curated record.